AUGAAGUUGAACAUCAGCACUGUUCUCCUGAGCCUCGUGGCCCUGGUUGCCCUGCUCCAGGCGGCGAUGGCGGCGGACGUCAUCCUCACCAACGGCCUGCUCACCUCCACCCUCACCCCCGCCGGCGGCAAAAUCACCAUCUCCGAGUCCAACGGCAACGAUACCAAGACCUUCGUCCUCCAGACCAAGCUCAUGACCGAAAUGGCCAAGAACACCGCCGUGAAGAGCGUGUCAAGCUUCAUCCGGGAGACCUUCCUGGCCACCGACCCCAUCGACGAGACCUACCAGGGCAUCAAGGCCUCCACCGCCACCAUCUUCAUGGACAUCCCCAUGGACGGCUCCUCCGCCAACGCCACCUCGGUGCUGAGCUUGUCGAUCAAGGUCUCGGUCUUCCAGGAGGAGGGCUACGUGAAGCUGGGCAGCAGGAAGUUCGCGGUUGACACUGGCAAGCUGGCCAUCACCUACACCAUCCUCGACUGGCCCUUCGACAGCUACGACAACACCCUGGUCGUCCGCACCAGCAUCGAGACCCCCAGCGCCGGCGGCUCAAUGAGCGGUAGUGAGCUCUUCCUUUUCAACGGUGCCUCGUGGACCUUCGCCCCCACCGCCGCCAUCCCCGCUCCCUAUGACUCCUCGCCUGUUACAGUGAAGUCGUCCAACACCGACUCGGGCAUCGAUACCAACAUGCAGUUCUACGCCACCAGCUCUAUCACCUACGACACCCUGUGGAGCGUGGAGACCGCCACCUCCGGCGCCACCCGCCUCACCUCCUUCCUUGCCUUCUUCUAG
Messenger RNA from Acanthamoeba castellanii str. Neff, 789 nucleotides. RefSeq lists its product as uncharacterized. Lineage: Eukaryota; Discosea; Longamoebia; Acanthamoebidae. Bases 1 to 789 code for a protein of 262 amino acids. The transcript has 4 exons. The record is from RefSeq and is a predicted model, not a curated record.